UCAUGUGUAACAGAAUGACGCGUAAAGGAAAAAGGAAAAGCGCUGCUGUUUCCUUGGCUGUAGUUGUUAUUUUGAUGUGUUGUUUGGCGCAAACGAUAGACUGUUAUCGACUGAGGAAAACAGAAAGACGAAAAGGCCGAAAAGAAGCUGAGGCAUCCAAAACGAUAGGCGUCCAUGAGGGGAAAAUUGUGUUCGGGAGGGUCUUUAAGAAAGGGUCAGGCCUUGAGUCACAAGCCAUUGACGGGACCAAGAAGCUGUCCUCAAACGCUUCUAUGGAGGAUGAAGCUGCUUAUCAAGCGGACUUUGCAGGCUGGUCGGAAGGUCAAGUGCAGGAUACCAGUUCCAUAGAAGAAUGGAAGAUCAUGUCGCCCUCUCUGCAUUGUGGUGGUGACCAGUUGAAGUUCAGCGCAGUCGGACCAGGAGCUUCGCAGUUUGCAGUGGAACAAGGAAAUGCUUCUCCAAUGCCUCUGUCCCAAGUCCCUCGCUCUUGUGGCUAUGGCAUGCAGAAUAACCCCCUUGGGCUUGUCUUGUUGGUUCCCUAUGAUGGCUGCAAUGUGGCUCAAGAGGGUGGAAGUUACAUUCUCCCAAUGCAAUGGCAGGGAAUUCCAUUCGUACUCUGGUGUCGUAAAUCUGCUUCACCUUCCCCCACAACUGCUGCCCAACAAAACCAACAACAUCAGACACCCUGGUACCCUCCAUCAUACCCCCAUGUGGUGCCGCCGUCCCCCUAUGUUCCACUCCCCUAUGUGCCGUCGCAGGGUGUGCCUCAGUCGACGCCGCAGCCCAAUGUAAUGCAAAGGAGGCUUCAUUUUACGCUGCCAAUGCCCCAGGUGCAGCCCCAAACUUUCCCCCAGGUGCAGCCCCAGACGUUGCCCCAGACCCAGCCCCAGACCCAGCCCCAGACCCAGCCCCAGACCCAGCCCCAGACCCAGCCCCAGACGUUCCCUCAGACGCAGCCCCAGACGUUCCCUCAGACGUUCCCUCAGACGCAGCCCCAGACGUUCCCUCAGACGUUCCCUCAGACGCAGCCCCAGACGUUCCCUCAGACGCAGCCCCAGACGCAGCCCCAGACGUUCCCCCAGACGUUCCCCCAGACGCAGCCCCAGACGCAGCCCCAGACGUUCCCCCAGCCCCAGACGCAGCCCCAGACGUUCCCCCAGCCCCAGACGCAGCCCCAGACAUUCCCCCAGAGGUUCCCCCAGCCCCAGACAUUCCCCCAGAGGUUCCCCCAGCCCCAGACGCAGCCCCAGACGCAGCCCCAGACGUUCCUCCAGCCCCUGACGCAGCCCCAGACGUUCCCCCAGACGUUCCCCCAGACGCAGCCCCAGCCCCAGACGCAGCCCCAGACGUUCCCCCAGACGUUCCCCCAGACGUUCCCCCAGACGUUCCCCCAGACGUUCCCCCAGACGUUCCCCCAGACGUUCCCCCAGACGUUCCCCCAGACUUUCCCUCGGCACGCUUGA
Molecule: messenger RNA, 1463 nt
Organism: Cyclopterus lumpus (lumpfish)
Lineage: Eukaryota; Metazoa; Chordata; Actinopteri; Perciformes; Cyclopteridae
Product: protein TsetseEP
Exons: 5
Coding region: 3-1463 (486 amino acids)
Source: RefSeq, a predicted model, not a curated record